This is a messenger RNA of Ogataea angusta, 681 nucleotides long. RefSeq lists its product as uncharacterized. The record is from RefSeq and is a predicted model, not a curated record. Bases 1 to 681 code for a protein of 226 amino acids. NCBI's taxonomy places the organism in Eukaryota, Fungi, Ascomycota, Pichiomycetes, Pichiales, Pichiaceae. The transcript has a single exon.
AUGUCAGCGAUAGAGAAUACUCUGCAGUCAAUCCAAGACCAGCUCGAGUCGAUCCCGUUUUACGACGACCUGGUGGACAAGUGGAACGACCUGGCCGGGGACAAAAUCAAGACCAAAGACCCGUUUGUCGAGACGCUGCCGGACGGCUCGACGCGCAAACUCAAGCUCCCGAAAAACGCACCAAAGGAGCAGAAAAAGGCAUGGAAACGAAUACAACGAAGAGCAUGGAUCGACGACAAGUGUUUCCUUGGAUGCUAUCCAAUAGACUGUGGAAUAGGCUUGGGGCCCAUUCUGGUGAUGCUUCCGGGAAUUGGCCCGCUGCUGAUGUAUGCCAUACACGCCCGGCUGAUCCACAUGGCUAGCCAGGCGUUCGAUAUCGAUCCCGCUACGUACUCAAAAAUGCAGGCCAAUAUAUUGUUUGAUCUGCUCAUCUCAUUGCCGCCCCUGAUUGGCUCUUUCUUUGCAUGGAUGAACGGCUGCUCUACGCGAAACGCAGCGAUUGUCCACACCCGCGUUCGAAAACUACUGGCUAUUCAAGAGCAACAGCAACAGCAACAGCAACGUCCUGACCAUCUGCAACGGCCCGCACCGGCGGCCACUUCAGCUCCCAACCCGCCGCCACUGCCACCGAAAACAGCUACAACACGGGAUCCCCAAGCGGCGGUGGUAACGCGAAGAUAA